This is a messenger RNA of Aedes albopictus (Asian tiger mosquito), 2525 nucleotides long. It is a transcript of the gene nAChRalpha2, whose product is annotated as acetylcholine receptor subunit alpha-like 2. Gene Ontology annotation, biological process: chemical synaptic transmission; regulation of membrane potential; signal transduction. The transcript has 9 exons. Gene Ontology annotation, molecular function: acetylcholine-gated monoatomic cation-selective channel activity; transmembrane signaling receptor activity. Gene Ontology annotation, cellular component: plasma membrane; synapse; neuron projection. Bases 441 to 2177 code for a protein of 578 amino acids. Lineage: Eukaryota; Metazoa; Arthropoda; Insecta; Diptera; Culicidae. The record is from RefSeq and is a predicted model, not a curated record.
UCCCGGAAUUAUUAGGAGCGAGGCAUGGUCCCGUGUAGUCUAUCGGAAAAGCCAUCCCAAACGAUGUUUCUGCUACACAUUACGUAGGAAGUUUUUUUAUCCUAAUACCACGAUUGCAGCGCCUCUGUCGUCGUAUUACAAAACCACAAACAACUAGUAGUAAGAAGUGAUGCUGUCAGAAGAGUGUCGUACGUUUUCGUCGUAUUUAUUAAUUCCAGAAAGAAAAAACGAAUUAAAAUUUAAGUGUGAGUGUCAGUGAUGUUAAUUCAAUUAGAUGUGACCAGACAGGCGAAACACAGUUUUAAUGGAGUUGAACAAAUUGUGAAUCGAAGGCCAUUCUCCCCGAAGCGCAUGAAUAUCCAUGCAAAAAAUCGACGCGACAAUUGAUGACAGCUCCGCAUGUUAUGAUGGUGUUGUGAAAAGUGACAGACCCAUAUCGAAUGAAAAAAUAUACUAAUUUGUGUUUUUCAAAACUGUUCAAAAUGAUAAGACUAAAUAUCCUUUUACGAGUGCUUGUGUCGUGCUUCCUGAUUGGGUCGUUGAUUGACCUUUGCGAGGCCAACCCCGAUGCAAAACGGCUGUAUGAUGAUCUUCUUAGCAACUACAAUCGACUGAUACGACCCGUCAGCAACAACACAGAUACCGUUUUAGUGAAAUUAGGACUACGGUUAUCUCAGCUGAUAGACCUGAAUCUUAAGGAUCAGAUCUUGACGACAAAUAUUUGGCUGGAACAUGAGUGGCAGGAUCAUAAAUUUAAAUGGGAUCCAGCAGAGUACGGCGGUGUGACGGAGCUGUAUGUGCCAUCGGAGCACAUCUGGCUGCCGGAUAUCGUACUUUACAACAACGCUGAUGGCGAAUAUGUUGUCACAACCUUAACCAAGGCAAUCCUACACUACACCGGCAAAGUGAUCUGGACUCCGCCAGCCAUUUUCAAGUCAUCGUGCGAAAUUGACGUACGAUAUUUCCCAUUCGAUCAGCAGACAUGUUUCAUGAAGUUCGGUUCCUGGACGUACGAUGGAAAUCAGAUCGAUCUGAAGCAUAAAAAUCAACUCAACAACUCCGACAAUAUGGUAAAGAUUGGAAUCGACUUACGUGAGUACUACCCGAGCGUGGAGUGGGACAUCCUGGGGGUACCGGCCGAACGUCACGAGAAGUACUAUCCCUGCUGUGCCGAGCCAUAUCCCGAUAUUUUCUUCAACAUCACAUUAAGACGAAAAACACUGUUCUACACAGUCAAUUUGAUAAUACCGUGUGUCGGCAUCUCGUACCUCUCGGUGUUGGUAUUCUAUUUGCCGGCUGAUUCGGGCGAAAAAAUUGCAUUGUGCAUCAGCAUUCUGUUGUCGCAGACCAUGUUCUUCCUUCUGAUAUCGGAAAUCAUACCGUCUACCUCGCUGGCGCUGCCCCUGCUCGGCAAGUACCUCCUGUUCACUAUGAUACUGGUUGGAUUCAGUGUCGUGAUCACCAUUAUUAUACUGAACAUUCACUAUCGCAAGCCGAGCACACACAAGAUGGCACCGUGGGUCAGGAAGUUCUUUAUACUACGGCUGCCAAAAUUGCUCCUGAUGCGGGUGCCGAACGAUUUGCUUAAGGAGUUGGCAGCAAAUAAAAUAAACUACGGAAUCAAAAUCAGCAAAAGUAAAUUCGGUGCAGCACUGGCGGCCCAUUCCCAGAUGCAGCAAAACUCGGGCGGUUCAAGUCCGGAUUCAAUCAGGCACAUGCAAGGCCGGCCGGGAGGGUGCAACGGUCUACACUCGACGACAGCCACGAAUAGAUUCAGCGGACUGGUCGGGGCGCUUGGAGGAGGCCUCAGUAGUUUAGGGGGCUACAACGGACUUCCAUCGGUGAUGUCUGGCUUGGACGAAUCGCUGAGCGAUGUGGCGCCGAGGAAGAAAUACCCGUUCGAACUGGAGAAGGCCAUUCAUAACGUUAUGUUUAUACAGCAUCACAUGCAGCGCCAGGACGAGUUUAAUGCGGAGGAUCAAGAUUGGGGAUUUGUGGCGAUGGUAUUGGAUCGUUUAUUUUUAUGGUUAUUUACAAUAGCGUCAUUAUUCGGCACAUUUGCAAUCCUCUGUGAAGCACCCUCGCUGUACGACGAUACCAAACCCAUUGACAUCGAGUACUCCAUUAUUGCCCAGAAACUGUUCAACCUCACCGUUAAGGAUCCACGACAUGCAUAAGGGGGGUAUGUUUACUUCCUUCCCUGCAGCAGUGCUCUUCGGACAUUCAAUUUCAAGUUAGCGAUAAGGAAAGGUGGAUAAGCGUUGAAGUCAGGCAUGUCAUGCUCUAACAGAGUUAUUGUACGUAAUUAUAACCGUAUUGAUUCCGGAAAGCAAUUUUUCACAAUGUUACUACUCAGUCACCCAAAAAAACACAUCAUACUAACGCAUGGUUGGAAUCGAAGAGUUGAAAUUAUACGGUAAUCUUAAGUAACACAUACACAGUGAAAGUGACUAUCAAUUAAUCAGUGAACAAGUUUUUACAAAUUUGAAAUAAACUAAACUGUUUUAGCUAGAAAUUCUGCUUCU